CACUGGGACCCCAGGCUGCAGCCAUGGCGCUCCGCUGGGGCAUCGUGUCCGCCGGCCUGAUCGCCAGCGACUUCGCCACCGUCUUGCGGAUGUUGCCUCGCUCCGAGCACCAGGUGGUGGCAGUAGCUGCCCGUGACUUGAGCCGGGCCAAGGAGUUUGCAAAGAAACACGACAUCCCCAAGGCCUAUGGCUCCUAUGAGGAGAUGGCGAAGGACCCGAAUGUUGAGGUGGCCUACAUCGGGGCCCAGCACCCCCAGCACAAGGCUGCCGUGCUGCUCUUCCUGGCAGCAGGCAAGGCCGUCCUCUGCGAGAAACCCAUGGGGGUGAAUGCUGCCGAAGUGCGUGAGAUGGUAGCCGAGGCACGAGCCCGCGGCCUCUUCCUUAUGGAGGCCAUUUGGACCCGCUUCUUUCCUGCCGUUGAGACUGUGAGGUCUCUUCUGUCACAAGGAGCCCUGGGGGACAUUCGUGUGGCCCGGGCAGAAUUUGGAAAAGACCUCACGCAUGUUCCCAGGGCUGUUGACUGGGCCCAGGCUGGUGGGGGCCUCCUGGACAUUGGCAUCUACUGUAUGCAGUACAUCUCUAUGGUUUUUGGGGGGCAGAAGCCGGAGAAGAUUUUGGCAGUCGGAAGGCGCCAUGAAACAGGUGUUGACGACACUGUCACGGUGUUGCUCCAGUACCCUGGAGGCGUCCAUGGUAGUUUCACCUGCAGCAUCACUGCCGAGCUCACCAACACUUUCUAUGUGAGCGGCACCAAAGGCAUAGCCAAGGUGCUUGAUCCAUGUUGGUGCCCGACAGAGCUGGUGGUGAAGGGAGAACAUAAGGAAUUCCCGCUCCCUGCGGCCCCAAACAAGGAAUUCAACUUUACCAAUGGACCUGGCAUGAGUUAUGAAGCCAAGCAUGUCCGGGAAUGCCUACGCAAGGGCCUGAAGGAAAGUCCAGUGGUUCCUCUGGCUGAAAGUGAGCUUCUGGCUGAAAUCCUUGAGGAGGUGAGGAAGGCCAUUGGAGUCACCUUCCCCCAAGACAAACGUUGAUGUUCUGUCUCCUCUAUCAAUAAACAAACUUGGUUGACAUGGAAA
Suncus etruscus (white-toothed pygmy shrew) is the source of this 1076-nucleotide messenger RNA. RefSeq names its product dihydrodiol dehydrogenase (gene DHDH). The record is from RefSeq and is a predicted model, not a curated record. Gene Ontology annotation, molecular function: nucleotide binding; D-xylose 1-dehydrogenase (NADP+) activity. The transcript is spliced from 7 exons. Gene Ontology annotation, biological process: D-xylose catabolic process. The coding region runs from base 24 to 1031 and encodes 335 amino acids. NCBI's taxonomy places the organism in Eukaryota, Metazoa, Chordata, Mammalia, Eulipotyphla, Soricidae.